This is a messenger RNA of Mesocestoides corti, 156 nucleotides long. NCBI's taxonomy places the organism in Eukaryota, Metazoa, Platyhelminthes, Cestoda, Cyclophyllidea, Mesocestoididae. The record is from the annotation of a GenBank genome assembly.
AGCGACGUGGAAGCGUGUGCGUCCAACGUGGAGUACGCCUGUCUCCUGAAUCUCCUGUUGCAGACGAUCUUGCGCUGGCGUGACUCCAUCUCCUCCUCCGCGCCUCCCUAUCCAACCAUCGAGUUGGCCAUCUCAUUGGCGCAUUCGAAGCUAUAG